AUGCAUGAGAAAUAUGGCCCCCUCGUACGAGUCAAUCCGGACCAUCUCUCAUUAAACGAUCCCUUCUUCUACACCGAGAUCUACUCAGGCGCUGGACGGAAAAUGAACAAGCACCCCGAGCUUUCACAAACCGUAGCUACGUCUGUGGUCUCCACCAAAGAUCACGACCUGCACCGCCAACGUCGGGGUUACAUCGCCAACAUGUUCUCCAAGAAGUCCAUCUCUGAUCUCGAAAUUGUUGUCCAGUCAAAAGUCGAUAAGUUGGUCAUGCUGAUGAAACAGGCCUACCGUACAGAAGAGACACUCAUCGGACAUCUCAUGUUUGGCAGCCUCGCGGUUGACAUCAUCUCGCACUACGCGUACGGAGAGAGUUUCGGCGACCUCGAUAAGCCUGGAUUACCAUGUGAGCUCCAGCGAGACGUCAAAGGCGUAGCGUUGACUCUAAACCUGCGCAAAUUCUUUCCGGCCAUGGAUGCGGUUCUGAUGCGUAUUCCGGCCUGGUUGAUCACCCGUAUCAACCCGUCUAUCGUCAGCUGGUUGGACUUUGAUAACCGAAUCACGAGAUACUCCAUCGAGGCGCUGAAGAAGAGCCAAGAAGGAGUGGAGCCGGCCAAGCCUAGGACGAUAUUCGAUGCGCUACUCAGCUCUAAAGUUCCUGAAGAAGAAAAGACGUUGCAGCGAUUGAAGGAUGAGGGCACGCUCAUCUUGUUUGCUGGGGUGGAUACUACAGCUCGGUUUCUGACUUGUGCAAUGUGCUACUUGCUCACGUAUCCCGGUAUAUUGGCGAAGCUGCGAGUGGAGCUGGAGUCUCAUCCUACAUCGACCUUGACUGAGCUCGAGGCUCUGCCGUAUCUGACAGCCGUCAUCAACGAGUCUCUCCGCUUCCAGUGUUGCUUCACAGGCCGCUUUCCACGCGUGGUUGUGGAGCCUAUUCCCUACAAGGACCUGCUCAUCCCAUCUGGUACCAUCAUCGGCGCAUCCCCGUAUCUACUCAACAACCACCCCGACGUAUUCCCAGAUCCUCAUAUCUUCCGACCCGAGCGAUGGAUCGAAGCCAAAGCCCGCGGAGAAUUUCUCGACAAGUAUCUCGUUACCUUCUCGAAGGGCAGCCGAGCUUGCCUUGGCAUCAACCUAGCAUACGCAGAGAUGUACCUCACCAUCGCGGCUAUGGUUCAGAACUUUGACCUGGAGCUUGUAGAUUCCUCCAUCGAGAACAUCACGCCUGAUCGAGACUUUGGUCUGGCUUUUGACAAGGACUACAACUUCGGCGUCAAUCUGAGGGUCACCAAGGUAUUGCAGGAGUGA
This is a messenger RNA of Alternaria triticimaculans, 1305 nucleotides long. RefSeq lists its product as uncharacterized. The record is from RefSeq and is a predicted model, not a curated record. The coding region runs from base 1 to 1305 and encodes 434 amino acids. The transcript is spliced from 6 exons. Lineage: Eukaryota; Fungi; Ascomycota; Dothideomycetes; Pleosporales; Pleosporaceae. Gene Ontology annotation, molecular function: heme binding; iron ion binding; monooxygenase activity.